AUGAGAAUAACAAGGCUGCUGCGGCAAGCAGAGAAUACUGCACAAGCUACUUCACUCCCACCGAGACCUCCAAAACCUGAAUCACGCCAUAUUGGCUUCUACAGGCAAUUCGGCAGACCCUUGACACGCGUCUUUCUCAUGUCUAGCAUUACCUAUUACUCGUUGCACUAUCUAUACUGGUCGUUGGACUAUGAUGAGAUGUCUGCAGAGAAGCAGCAGCAGAUUCGCUCGCUCGAGGCAGAAUUGGACGCCAAGACACGAACAGCAUAG
Molecule: messenger RNA, 270 nt
Organism: Protomyces lactucae-debilis
Lineage: Eukaryota; Fungi; Ascomycota; Taphrinomycetes; Taphrinales; Protomycetaceae
Exons: 3
Coding region: 1-270 (89 amino acids)
Source: RefSeq, a predicted model, not a curated record